Glycine soja is the source of this 1230-nucleotide messenger RNA. RefSeq names its product piRNA biogenesis protein EXD1-like. Gene Ontology annotation, molecular function: 3'-5' exonuclease activity; RNA binding. Gene Ontology annotation, biological process: nucleobase-containing compound metabolic process. NCBI's taxonomy places the organism in Eukaryota, Viridiplantae, Streptophyta, Magnoliopsida, Fabales, Fabaceae. The transcript has a single exon. The record is from RefSeq and is a predicted model, not a curated record. The coding region runs from base 75 to 1058 and encodes 327 amino acids.
UUGUAUAACUAACCAACUAAUUCUGUUAGUCAGUUAGUUACACUUUCACUCUGAAUCGAUAAGAAUUCACAAACAUGGCUUCUUCUUCUUCUUCUUCCUCCUCUCUUCCUAAUCUUCAUCCAUCACAUCGUGCUGAAGUACGCAUCGUGACGAAGGCGUCUGAACUCCCCGCUGCAUUUCUUGCACCCUCCCCGUCGUCGAAGCUGGUGAUCGGUUUCGACAACGAGGGCGUGAAACUGGGCCGCGAUGGCACUCUCUGCGUGAUGCAGCUGGCGUUCGACGACGCCAUAUACAUCGUGGACACCAUCGAAGGCGAAGAGAAUCUCGUAAUGAAAGCUUGCAAGGCGGCGCUGGAGUCCGAACACGUGACAAAGGUGAUCCACGACUGCAAACGCGACAGCGAGGCCUUGUACUUCCAGUUCGGCAUCAGGCUAAACAACGUGGUGGACACGCAGAUCGCGUACUCGCUCAUAGAGUCGCAAGAGCAAGGAAAGAAGGUAAACGACUACAUCUCCUUCGUCGACCUUCUCGCAGAUCCGCGUUACUGCGGCGUAGCGUAUCCGGAGAAGGAAGAGGUUCGCUUAAUCCUGAAAAGGAACACCGAGUUUUGGAGAGAGAGACCGUUGACCGAGUAUAAGUUGAAUGCUGCUGCUGCUGAUGUUCGUUAUCUUAUACACAUUUACCACAAGAUGAUGGAGAAGCUGAGUGAGAAAUCUUUAUGGUAUCUUGCGGUUCGUGGUGGAUUGUAUUGCCGGUGUUUCUGCGGGAACGCUGAGAAUUGGCCACCUCUGGCUCCGGAAGCGCUGAAAGAUGAGAACGGAAAGGGACCGGAGGAAGAAAGGAUUUGGGUGUUGGAUAUUCCGGCGGGAGGGUGGGCGAGAGAAGUUAUUGGGGACGGAGGGAUAACAAUUAGGAAUCUUAGGAAGGCCAGCGAUGCAGAAAUCCACAUUGUUGAAAGGCCACCGGAUGACAAGGCCUUCAUCAUCGGAACAGAGAAGGAGGCCAAGAAAGCCAUGGCUAUGGUACGUGGUGUCUGGGAACAUUCCGAAAUCAGUUAGCUAGUUGCCUUACCUUCUCUUUCAACCUAACUUUUCUAUAGCUUUCUAUUACAUAUUGGCUUCAAGGAUAUGCUGUUGCUACUAGUUUGUUUUUUGUUUUUGUUGAUAUGUGAACAACACACAUGUGAUGUGACAUACGUAUGAUUCAAUGUUUAAUUCCAUCAAAUUUAGU